Molecule: messenger RNA, 2012 nt
Organism: Lytechinus variegatus (green sea urchin)
Lineage: Eukaryota; Metazoa; Echinodermata; Echinoidea; Temnopleuroida; Toxopneustidae
Product: MICOS complex subunit Mic10-like
Exons: 4
Coding region: 43-360 (105 amino acids)
Cellular component (GO): MICOS complex; mitochondrion; mitochondrial inner membrane
Source: RefSeq, a predicted model, not a curated record
CAAUACCAUACUUUUCACGAUUGAACGAAAUCGGAGAAAGACAUGGCAGACAAAAAUUCCGUAGGGAGUGAAGCCGUUUUGGGCCAAAAGUGGGACAGAUGUGUGUCAGAUACUUUGAUCAAGAUAGGUGGAGGUCUUGGUCUUGGUGUUGUAUUUUCAGUCUUCUUAUUUAAGAGGAGACCGUGGCCUAUAGCCUUUGGGUCAGGAGUUGGACUUGGCAUGGGCUACGCCAACUGUCAGCAUGAAUUCAGAGACCCUUUCCAGGUCCGUGGAAAGAUUGUAAAGGUCCUCCCAGACAUAGUCGCAGAUGUACCCAAGGCAGUAGAAGUGCAGGCAACCACGGAGGCAUCAUCAUCAUAGCAACAAUAAGUUAUUCAUAUGUUUUAUUCAAAUAAUAAAUAUUUUGAUGUCAUUUCAUGUGAAUGUAAGUGGAAAGCUUGAAAGAUUUCAGAGAUCCCUUUGUGAUUGUCCAAGGAGAGUCUUUAAACCAGCGUCAUGUGAUGAAGGCGUUUGCAAUUAAUCACAAUUGUGUUGCAGGGGUACAAAGGACAAAAUACAUAUUCAAUGUUUACUUGCAUUUUUUAUAUUCUGCAAUAGUGACAUUUAAUCUUGCUUUUUCUUAAAUCGUUUACUACAUGUACACAUGUCUACCACAAACUUGUUCCAUGAAGACUAUGCAUUUCAUUCCUGAAAAUACCACAAAGAUUGGCAUGUCAAUCAAUAUCAUAAGAUUCACCCUUCUCACUGUUUUAAUGUAUGGGAGUGAACUGGAUUUUCAUCAUUAAGAAACUUUGGGCUAAUGUUCUUCUAAAUUUUGUAAUUGUCAUUGACUAGAUACAAGUGUGCCACCAAAAUCAGCAUACAACAGAUUGAAAUAUUAUGGCAAUGCCACAAUUAGCACCCUGCAUGUAUUUCAUCAAACAUCCUAUCCUACAAAAAGAAUGUAUUAUCAUUCACAUCUACAUGUAAUGACAGCCUGUAAUGGUUAUUGAAACUUGCUCUUGAUAGUUGGGCAUUGAGACCCAGGCUGGCCUUUAAUUACUUCAAUAUGAAGCAGAAAAGAAUUGAAAAUUACUAGCUUUACAGGUGAACUAAAGGGAAAACAUGAUUUGUCAAUAUUUGUUUCAUCCAAGAGCAAUCUAUGAUAAUAGAACGUGUAGGUGUGCAGAAAGUAUCAUUUUCAAAUGAAAGUUCAGUUAUCUGUAUUUUAUAGUAGGAGCCACAGAGAUAUCAGCUGCAGCUGAAACUCAGUUCACUUUCUUUAUCAAGUCUUGUUCACACAUGCCCAGCCGUGUCUUACCAUCUCCCUAGGUCCCAUGGUCUUACCAACCAUUUCUAUGUAGUGUUCAAACAACCUUUUUGGCAUGCAUUACCGGUAUGUAUACAAAGCGUAAACUGCGGGUAUUGCUUUGGACAAUGUUUCACAGAAAAGUCAAACAAAUACUACUUUGUACUGGCUUUUUAAAAAGAAAUAUAGAUGUCCAAAGCUAUUUCAAGCAGGCAGUUAUAUUGACCUCCUGUCUCUUCUGAAUUUAUUGUCACAUCAUACCACUAUGACUUUGUCAACAAAAAGCCACUUAGCUCUCCUGCUGUACUGUUAAUUUGAUGACGUCUCAGAAGAGCUAUUUACGAGAUCAUGCUUGUCGGUUGAGGCUCAACAGUUGAUGUUAAUGUCAGAAUUACAUUUCACCUACUCUUUAUUGCUACUGGUUUUAAACUGAGGUUCUUUUUCUUAUUGGAAUAUACAUUUUGCAAGAUAUUGCUUAAUCAUUCUCAUCAUAAUUCCCGAUUGAUUCUGAAAUUUGCUUUUGCGAAGGGAUUUUAUUGCCAUCAGAAAGUUUUUAAUGUUGGAAGUGUAUGAAGAAUAUAUGGUAUACACUGACUUUUGAGUGUAGUUUCAUGUGUGAAUUAUAUUGACAUGGCUUGCUUUUAAAAAGCUUGUCCAUGUAUCAUGUAUAUAGAUGACAUGAACAAGAUGUCAAUAAUAAAUUGAAACAUGGUAAAAAGAUUAA